ACAUUGUAGAUAAAAAUGUCUGUUGGAUCCGAAGAGAGACCAACAUUUUUUGAAAUUUUUAAGACACGAUGCAACAAAGCAGAUUUAGGACCAAUAAGCCUUAAUUGGUUUGAAGAACUCUCUUCAGAAGCUCCACCCUAUAAUUCUGAACCUGCAGAAGAAUCUGAAUAUAAAAUCAGCAGUUAUGAACCAAACCCAUUUAAAACACCACAAAGGAAACCCUCUUAUCAAUUGGCUUCAACUCCAGUAAUAUUCAAAGAACAAGGUAUAACUCUGCCACGGUACCAAUCUCCUUUAAAAGAAUUAGGUACAUAUAGAUUAAACGUAGGAAAGGAAAUUGCCAAUAGUGAACUUAGAAGUCAUCACACAAUGAACGCUAAGGUGGAUCAAGCAAAUGGUGUUACCAGUCCACCUCUAAAUUCUUGUCUUAGUGAAAGUCCUGCUGUUCUACAAUGUACACAUGUAACACCACAAAGAGAGAAGUCAGUGGUAUGUGGAAGUUUAUUUCAUACACCAAAGCUUGUGAAGGAUCAGACACCAAAACAUAUUUCUGAAAGUCUAGGAGCUGAGGUGGAUCCCAAUAUGUCUUGGUCAAGUUCUUUAGCCACACCACCAACCCUUAGUUCUACUGUGCUCAUAGUCAGAGAUGAGGAAUCAUCCGAAAAUAUAUUUUCUAAUGACAGUACUGCUAUUUUGAAAAGCUGUUUUUCUAAUCAUGACGAAAGUCUGAAGAAAAAGGAUAGUGUGACAAACAGUGAAAACAAAAAUCGAAGAGAAGCUAGAAGACAUGGACUGGAGAAAAUAUUGGGAAAUUCAUUUGGUAAAGUGAAUGGUUGCAAAGACCACUUUGGAAGGUCAAUGCCAGAUGUCCUAGAAGAUGAAGUACAUGAAACAGUUGCAGAUAUUUCUGAAGAAGAUAGUUUUUCUAAGUAUAGAAUAGGAAAUCUACAAAAAAUAAGAACUGGGAGGACUAGGAAAAGAAUUUUCCAUGAAACAAAAACUGAUGACUAUGAAGAAGCUAAAAAGCAAAUGAAAGGAAAUAAACAUUCAUUUUUAUCUGAAAUGGAACCAAAAGACAGUGAUCCAUUAGAUUCAAAUGUAACAAAUCAGAAGCCUUUUGGGAAUGGAAGUGACAAAAUGUCCAAGGAGAUUGUGCUACCUUCAGUCUCUGAAUGGUCUCAGCUAACCCUCUCAGGUCUAAAUGGAACUCAGAUGGAGAAAACACCCCUACUGCAUAUUUCUUCUUGUGAUCAAAAUAAUUCAGAAAAAAACAUAAUAGACAUAGGUAAAGAAUAUACCAACUUUAUUACCUCAGAAGAUUCUUUGCAACAUAUUUCUAGUCUACCAAAAUCAGAGAAGAUAUUACAUGAGGAAACAAUGAUUCAUAAAAGAAAUGAAGGGCAGUGUCUUCAGUCUCAUGAGGACUCUGUUCUUGGGGUAAAGCAGGCAAUAUCUAGAACUUCUCCAAUAGCUUCUCCAUUUCAGGGUAUCAAAAAGUCUAUAUUCAGGAUAAGAGAAUCACCUGAAGAGACUUUCAGUGCAGUUUUCUCAGGUAAUGUGACUGAUCCAAACUUUAAAGAAGAAAUUGAAGCCUCUGAAAGUGGAUUGGAAAUACGUGCUGUUUGCGCACAGAAAAAGGAUCCUUUAUGUCAGAGUUCAACUGAUAAUGGAAGUUGGCCAGCCACUGUCACACAUACUUCUGUCACUUUGAAGAAUACAGGUUUAAUAUCCACUUUGAAAAAAAAAACAAAAAAGUUUAUUUAUGCUAUAAAUUAUGAAUCAUCUUUUCUAGGAAAAAAAAUACAGAAAGACCAAGAAUCAGAACUAACUAAUCCUUCAGCCCAGUUUGAAGCAAAUGCUUUUGACACACCCCCUACAUUUACAAAUACGGAUUCAGGUUUAUUACGUUCUUCUGUUAAAAGAAAUUGCUUAGAGAAUGCUUCUGAGGAGCCAACUUUGUCCUUAACCAGCUCUUUUGGGACAAUUCUGGAGAAAUGUUCCAAUAAUAAAAGCAGUUUUUCUAAUAAUACAGUAACAUCUCAGGAUCUUGAUUGUAAAGAAACAAAAAUUAAUAAGGAAAAACUGAAGUCACUUAUAACCCCAGAAACUGAUGUUCCUUCAUGUCUGCAGAAAAGACAGUAUGAAUGUGAUCCAAAAAGCCACAGAACUUCAGAUAUAAAGGAAAAGGUCUUGGCUGCAGAAUGUCACCCUGCAGUACAACAUUCAGAAGUGGAAUGUAGUGGUAUUCACUUUCAAUCCCAGAAAAGCUUUUUAUAUGACCACGAUAAUAAACCCCUCCUUAUUUUAACUCCUAGUUCCAAGGAUCCUUCAUCAAACUCAGCUGUGGUUUCUAAAGGAAAAGAUUCAUACACAUUGUCAGAGAAACUAAAAUAUAAAAAUUGUGAAGCUAGUUUUGAAUUAAUCAAAAAUAUUCACACGGAAAAUAAUCAAGAAAUAUGUGUUUUAAGUGAAAAUUCUAAAAAAGCUGAGCCGUUGCCACCCAAAAAACAUAUAACAGUAGCAUCACCUUCAAGGAAUGUACAAUUUAACCAAAAUACAAAUCUAACAGUAAUCCAAAAAGACCAAGAAGAGACUACUUUAAUGUCAAAAAUAACUGUCAGUCCAAACUCUGAAGAACUUUUUCCAGACAAUGAAAAUAAUUUUGUCUUUCAAAGAAGUAAUGAAAGGAAUAAUCCUGUUUUAGGAAAUACUAAGGAACUUCAUGAAGCAGAACUCAGUUGUGUAAAAGAACCCAAUCUCAAGAACUCUGCUAUGGUAUAUACAGAUGUAGGUGACAAACAAGCAGCCCAAGUGUUUAUUACAAAAGAUUCUGACUCAUCAAAUAUAGUCCGUGAUUUUUUAGAGGAGAAUAGAAAUAGUGUAAAGGAACAUCUAAAAAUGACUCUAAGUCAAGAUUUAAAAUCAGACAUGUCCUUGGAUAUAGAUAUGAAAACAAGCAGAAAUAAUGAUUACAUGGCCAAACGGGCAGGACUCUUAGAUCCAAUUUCAAGUCACAGUUUUGGAGGUAGCUUCAGAACAGCUUCUAAUAAAGAAAUAAAACUCUCUGAACAUAAUAUGAAGAAAAGCAAAAUGCUCUUCAAAGAUAUUGAAGAACAGUAUCCUACUAGUUUAACUUGUAUUGAAACUGUAAAUACCCUAUCGAUAGAUAAUCAAAAGAAACUAAGCAAACCUUACUCAUUUGAUUCACAGUCAGUUAGCACUGUAUCUCUGUGUGUCCAGAAUGGUGCAUUUGUUUCUGAUGGUGAUAAUACUCACACAACUCCUCAGAUAUUAUCUUUAAAGGGAGAUUUUAAUUCAAACCAUAAUUUAACACCUAGCCAAAAGGCAGAAAUUACAGAACUUUCUACUAUACUGGAAGAAUCAGGAAGUCAGUUUGAAUUUACACAGUUCAGAAAACCAAGGCACAUGAUACAAAAUGAUACUUUUAAAGCACUUGGAAACCAGACGACUGUCUUAAAUACCACUUCUGGGGACUGGAAAGAUGAGCUUCAUCUCACAGUGAAUGCCCCAUCUGCCAGUAAGGUAGAUAGGAAGAAAUGUGAAGGUGCAUUUCGAGUUGAACGAAAGUUUGCUUGCUUGUUGAAAAACAACUCUAACAAAAGUGCUCCUAGUUAUUUAACAGAUGAAAAUGAAGUGGAGUUUAGAGGCUUUUAUUCUGCUCGUGGCACAAAACUGAAUGUUUCUGGUGAAGCUCUGGAAAAGGCUGUGAAACUGUUCAGUGACAUUGAAAAUAUUAGUGAAGAAACUUUGGCAGAAGUAGAUCCAAGAAGCUUCUCUUCAAGUAAAUGUCAUGAUUCUGUUGUUUCCAUGUUUAGAAUAGAAAAUCGUAGCAAUGAUAAAAAUUUAAAUGAAAAAAAUAGUAAAUGCCAACUAAUUUUGGAGAAUAAUACUGAAAUGACGACUGGCAUUUUUGUUGAAGAAAAUACUGAACAUUACAAGAGAAAUACAGAAAGUGAAGAUAACAAAUGUACUGGUGCCAGUAGAAACACUUGUGACUUAGAAGAAUCUGAUGGCAAUGAUUCAAGUAAAAAUGAUACAGUUUCUGCUCAUAAAGAUGAAAAUGACUUGCCGUGUACAGAUGAGCACAGCGUGUAUCUUAAAUUAUCUGGCCAGUUUAUGAAGGAGGGAAACACUCAAGUUAAAGAAAGUUUGUCAGACUUAACUUGUUUGGAAGUUAUGAAAGCUGAGGAAACAUGUCAUGUUAAUACUUCAAAUAAAGAACAGUUAACUGCUAGUAAGAUGGAGCAAAACAUAAAAGAUUUUGAGAUUUUUGGUAUGUCUUUUCAGACUGCAGGUGGGAAAAAUAUCAGAGUCUCCAAAGAGUCAUUAAAUAAAGUUGUAAAUGUCUUUGAUCAAAAAACGGAAGAAUUGAAUAACUUUUCUUUGAAUUCUAAAUUACUUGGUGACAUAAAAAAGAACAAAAUGGACAUUUCAAGUCAUGAGGAAACAGACAUAGUUAAGAACAAAAUAUUGAAAGAAAGUAUCCCAAGCGAGAGUACUCUCCAGCAACAACCAGAAUGUGAAAUUGAAAAGAUCAACGAACCUGCCCUGAUGUGUUUUCAUACAGCUAGUGGGAAAAAAGUAAAAAUUGCAAAGGAAUCUUUGGACAAAGUGAAAUAUCUUUUUGAUGAAAAACAAGAUACUAAUAAAAUCACCAGUUUUAAUCAUCAAGGGGCAGAGACCCUAAAGGACAGAGAGAGCUGUAAAGAAGGGCUUGAGUUAGCAUGUGAGACUGUUAAGAUAGCAGCUGUCUCAAAGUGUGAAGAAGUGCAGGAUUCUCUAGAUGACAAUGAGAAAAGCCUUAUUUCUAAUGAGACUGUGGAACUACCCAGGCUCUUAAGUGAUAAUUUAAAUAGACAAACCCAAAAUUUCAAAACAUCAGAUAGUAUCUCUUUUAAAGUUAAAGUACAUGAAAAUGUCAAAAAAGAAACAGCUAGAAGUCCUACAAUUUGUUACACAGAUCAAUCUCCUUAUUCAGCCAUUGAAAAUUCAGCUUUAGCAUUUUACACAGGACAUGGUAGAAAAAUUUCUGUGAGUAAGGCUUCAUUGUUAGAAGCAAAAGAAUGGCUUAGAGAAGGUGAAUUGGAUGACCAACUGGAAAAAGUAAAUAUUGCCAAGGUUACGUGUGUAAAGGAAUACCCUGAGGAUUACAUAGGAAAUCCUUCGUUUGAAAAUAGUUCAAACAGUAUCAUUACUGAAAAUGACAAUUAUCCCUCUGAAAAACAAGAUUCAACUUACUUAAGUAACAGUAGCUUUUCUAACAGCUAUUUAUGUUAUUCUGAUGAGAUAAAUGAUGAUUCAGGAUAUUUCUCAAAAAAUAAAAUUGAUUCUGGUAUUGAGCCAGUAGUGAAGAAUGAUGACCAAAAAUACACUAGUUUUUCUGAAGUAAUGUCCCCUGUAAGAGAGGCAAACACAUACCCACAAACUGUAAAUGAAGAUAUUUGUGUUCAAAAACUUGUGACUAACUCUUCACCAUACAAAAAUAAAAAUGAAGCCAUUAGGUUGGCCAUAUCUGAUUCAAAUAAUUUUGAGGUAGGACCACCUGCAUUCAGUACAGCCAGUGGUAAAAUAGUCUGUGUUUCACACGAAACAGUAAAAAAAGUAAAAGAGAUAUUUACGGACAACUGCAGUAAGGUUAUUAAGCAAAACAUGGAGAGUGAAUCAGGCACUUGCCAAAUGAACAUGGUGGCAGGUUAUUGUAAGGCAUUUGGUGAUUCAGUGGAUAUUUUUCCUAACUCUGUAGAUGAUGAGAAAUGUAAGGUUUUUGCUGACAUUCAAAGUGAACAGAUUUUACAGCAUAACCAAAGUAUGUCUGGACUGGAGAAAGUUUCUGAAAUACCACCUAAUGUUAGUUUGAAAACUUCGGAUAUAUGUGAACUUAACAUAGGGAGGUUUCCGAAGUCAGUCUCUUCUACAAAUGCUUCUGGGAUUUUUAGCACAGCAAGUGGAAAAUCUGUAAAAGUAUCAGAUACUUCAUUACAAAAGGCAAGACAAGUGUUUUCUGAGAUAGAAAAUAGUUCCAAGCAACUCUGUUCCAAAGUACCAUUUAAAAGUAAUGAACAUUCAGAUCAGUUCACAAGAGAAGAAAAUGCUGUGAUACAUACCCGCCAAAAUUUACUAUCACUGCAAAAAGGUUUUUCGCAUAACGUAAAUUCAUCUGCUUUCUCUGGAUUUAAUACAGCAAGUGGAAAACAGGUUUCAAUUUCAGAAUGUGCCAUUCACAAAGUUAAGGGAAUGUUAGAGGAGUUUGAUUUAAUCAGAACUGAACACAGUCUUCGGCAUUCACCUGUAUCUAGACAAUAUGUAUCAAAAAUACUUCCUCUUCCUUGUGUUUAUACGAGAACCUCAGAAUACUCCAGAAACUCUAAAAUGGAAAAAGCCUACAAUAAAGAAUUUAGAUUAUCAAAUAGCUAUAAUAUCGAAAGUGAUUCUUCAGAAAAUAAUCACUCUAUUAAAACGUCUCCAUGUCUCUCUCAGCAAGACAAACAACAGUUGGUAUUGGGGACCAAAGUAUCACUUGUUGAGAAUGUUCAUCUUUUCAAAAAAGAACAAGCUUUACCUAAAAACAUAAAAAUUGAAAUUGGUAAAACUGAAACUUUUUCUAAUGUUCCUGUGGAAACAAAUAUAGAAGUUUGUUCUACUUACUCCGAAGAUCCAGAAAACUAUUUUGAAACAGAAGCAGUAGAGAUUGCCAAAGCUUUUAUGGAAGAUGGUGAGCUGACAGAUUCUGAACCACCAAGUCAUGCCAAGCACUCUCUUUUUACAUGCCCAGAAAAUGAGAAAACGGUUUUGUUAAGUUCAAGGAUUGAAAAAAGAAGAGGAAAUGCCCUUAUCUCAGUUGGAGAACCCCCAAUCAAAAGAAACUUGUUAAAUGAAUUUGACAGGAUAAUAGAAAAUCAAGAAAAAUCCUUAAAGUCUUCAAAAAGCACUCCAGAUGGCACAAUAAAAGAUAGAAGAUUAUUUAUGCAUCACAUUUCUUUAGAGCCAAUUACCUGUGGACCCUUUUGCACAGCUAAGGAACAGCAAGAAAUAUGGAAUCCAAAUUUUACUGUGCCUGGUCAAGAAUUUCUGUCCAGAUCUCAUUUUUAUGAACACCUGUCUAUGGAAAAAUCUUCAAGCAAUUUAUCAGUUUCAAGGCACCCAUGUUAUAAAGUUCCUGCUACAUGUGAAAAAAUGAAACAUUCAAUAACGACAGGCAAACCGACCAAAGUCUUUGUUCCACCUUUUAAAACUAAAUCACAUUUUCAUGGAGAUGAACAGUAUGUUAGCAGGAAUGUUAAUUUGAAGCAAAACAAACAAAAACAAAAAAACAUAGAUAAACAUGGCACUGAUGAUAGUGAAAAUAAUAUUAAUGACAAUGAGAGUCAUCAUUUUAACAAAAACAACAACAAUCAAGCAGCAAGUAUAAUUUUCACUAAGUGUGAAGAAGAACCUUUAGAUUUAAUUACAAGUCUUCAGAAUGCCAGAGAUAUACAGGAUAUGCGAAUUAAAAAGAAACAAAGGCAACGUGUCUUUCCGCAGCCAGGUAGUCUCUAUCUUGCGAAAACAUCGACUCUGCCUAGAAUCUCUCUGAAAGCAGCAGUAGCAGGCCAAGUUCCCUCUGCGUGUUCUCAUAAACAGCUAUAUAUGUAUGGCAUUUCUAAACAUUGUGUAAAAAUCAACAGCAAAAAUGCAGAAUCUUUUCAGUUUCACACUCAGGAUUAUUUUGGUAAGAAAUGUUUAUUGGUUGGAAAGGGAAUACAGUUGGCUGAUGGUGGAUGGCUCAUACCCUCCAAUGAUGGAAAGGCUGGAAAAGAAGAAUUUUAUAGGGCUCUGUGUGACACCCCAGGUGUGGAUCCAAAGCUUAUUUCUAGAGUUUGGGUCUAUAAUCACUAUAGAUGGAUUAUAUGGAAACUUGCAGCUAUGGAAUUUGCCUUUCCUAAGGAAUUUGCUAAUAGAUGUCUAAGCCCAGAAACAGUGCUUCUUCAACUAAAAUACAGAUAUGAUAUGGAAAUUGAUAGAAACAGAAGAUCAGCUUUAAAAAAGAUAAUGGAAAGGGAUGACACACCUGCAAAAACACUUGUUCUCUGUGUUUCUGACAUAAUUUUAGCAAGCACAAAUACGUGUGAAACUUCUAGCAGUAAAACUAGUAGUGUGGAUACCAAAACAGUGACCACUAUUGAACUUACAGAUGGAUGGUAUGCUGUUAAGGCCCAGUUAGAUCCUCCACUCUUAGCUCUCUUAAAAAACGGUAGAUUGACUGUGGGUCAGAAGAUUAUUACUCACGGAGCAGAACUGGUGGGCUCUCCUGAUGCCUGUACACCUCUUGAAGCCCCAGAAUCUCUUAUGUUAAAGAUUUCUGCAAACAGUACUCGGCCCGCCUGCUGGUAUGCCAAACUUGGGUUCUUUCCUGAUCCUAGACCUUUUCCUCUGCCCUUGUCAUCGCUUUUUAAUGAUGGGGGAAAUAUCGGUUGUGCUGAUGUAAUUAUUCAGAGAGUAUACCCUGUACAGUGGAUGGAGAAGGCAUCAUCUGGAUUAUAUGUAUUUCGCAAUGAAAAAGAAGAAGAAAAGGAAGCAGCAAAAUAUGCAGAGGCCCAACAAAAGAAACUAGAAGACUUGUUCACUACAUUUCAAGCGGAAUUUGAAGAGCGUGAAGAAAACACAACAAAACAACAUAUACCAUCACGUGCAUUAACAAGACAGCAAGUUCAUGCUCUGCAAGAUGGUGCAGAGCUUUAUGAAGCAGUGAAGAAUGCACCAGACCCAGGUUACCUUGAGGGUUACUUCAGUGAAGAGCAGUUAAGAGCCUUGAAUAAACACAGACAAAUGUUGAAUGAUAAGAAACAAGCACAGAUCCAGUUGGAAUUCAGGAAGGCCAUGGAGUCUGCAGAACAAAGUCUAUCAAGGGAUGUUACAACUGUGUGGAAGUUGCGUAUUAUAAGCUAUGAUAAAAAAGAAAAAGAUUCAGUUAUAUUGAGUAUCUGGCAUCCAUCAUCAGAUCUAUAUUCCCUGUUAACAGAGGGAAAGAGAUACAGAAUCUAUCAUCUUGCAACAUCAAAACCUAAAAGUAAAUCUGGAAGAGCUAACAUACAGUUAUCAGCAACAAGAAAAACUCAAUAUCAACAACUACCGGCUUCAGAUGAAAUCUUAUUCCAGGUUUACCAGCCAAGGGAGCCCCUUCACUUCAUCAGAUUAUUAGAUCCCGACUUUCAGCCACCUUGUUCUGAGGUGGACCUAAUAGGAUUUGUAGUUUCUGUUGUGAAAAAAAUAGGGUUUGCUCCUUUGAUCUAUUUAUCAGAUGAAUGCCAUAAUUUGUUGGCAAUAAAGUUUUGGAUAGAUCUUAAUGAGGACAUUAUAAAACCUCAAAUGUUAAUUACUGCAAGCAAUCUCCAGUGGCAACCAGAAUCCAAAUCAGGAAUUCCUACUUUAUUUGCUGGAGAUUUUUCUAUGUUUUCUGCCAGUCCAAAAGAGGGCCACCUUCAAGAGACAUUCAACAAAAUGAAAAAUACUAUCGAGAAUGUUGAUACAUUUUUCAGUGAUGCAGAAAACAAACUUAUGCAUAUACUUAAUGCAAAUAAUCCCAAGUGGUUUACCCCAACUAAAGACUAUGCUUCAGAGCUACAUAUUGCUGAAACAGUCGUUGGUACAGGAAAUAAGUUUCUGAUGUCUUCUCCUAAUAGUGAGAUAAAUUAUCAACGUUCUUUAUCACUUUGUACGCCAAAAGGGAGGUCUGUUUCCACACCUGAGUCAGCCCAAAUGACUUCAAAGACUUGUAAAGGGGAGAAAGAGAUUGACGACCCAAAAAACUGCAAAAAAAGAAAAGCCUUGGAUUUCUUGAGUAGACUGCCUUUGCCUCCACCUGUUAGUCCCAUGUGUACAUCUGUUUCUCCGGCUGCACAGAAGGCAUUUCAGCCGCCACGGAGUUGUGGCACCAAAUAUGAAACACCUGUGAAGAAAAGAGAAUUGAAUCCUCCUCAGAUGACUCCACUUCAAAAAUUCAGUGAAAUUUCUCUUUUGGAAAGUAAUUCAAUAGCUGACGAAGAACUUGCAUUGAUAAAUACCCAAGCCCUUUUAUCUGGUUCAGCAGGAGAAAAUCAAUUACUCUCUGUCAGUGAAUCCGCUAGGACUACUCCCACCAGUUCAAAAGAUUAUCUUGGACUGAAAGGGCAUUAUACUACAUCUCUGAUCAAAGAACGAGAGAAUUCCCAAGCCAGUACAGAAGAAUAUGAAACUAAAAUGCAGGCCACAAGUACUAUAAAAACUAUAUCUAAGAGAUUGCAAAGGCAACAAAAAGUGAAAAUGACAAUAAAUUAGUUAUUGAUUCCUAACCUUA
Messenger RNA from Galeopterus variegatus (Sunda flying lemur), 10333 nucleotides. RefSeq names its product breast cancer 2, early onset (gene BRCA2). The transcript has 26 exons. NCBI's taxonomy places the organism in Eukaryota, Metazoa, Chordata, Mammalia, Dermoptera, Cynocephalidae. Bases 16 to 10314 code for a protein of 3432 amino acids. Gene Ontology annotation, biological process: double-strand break repair via homologous recombination; regulation of DNA-templated transcription. The record is from RefSeq and is a predicted model, not a curated record. Gene Ontology annotation, cellular component: nucleus.